GCAUCAGAGGUAGAAGAGAGCAACGCAAAUAAAGCAUGUCAUUAGGACACGAGGCGUGCAGAAUUCACCCAUAGCACAUAUUUUAAUAAACUUCCUCGCUGAGGCACUUCAACAACUUGAGCCGAAGCCAGACUUGUAUAAACGCAGCUGAUGUCUGAGGGCUGAGAGGGGGAUAGAGGCGCCCAACCCAUUUCUUUUGUGCUGAAGAGCCUGUGAUUUCAUUGAGCUUUUCCCGGGCUGCUACUAUAAUGGGCUCCCUCGCUUUGAAUCGCUCUUGUAUCGGCGACCUCUUUUUUGUGGUUGAACUAGAGCUAUCUUUUUUUAGUUGGCAGUAGUUCUGAAGCUUGGGGACUGGCAGAAGAAAUUUCUCGCCGAGCAUCCGGACGGGACCCAAUGAAAAUGCACGGGAGAAACAGGUACAACCUGGUGGACGAUGUGGCGGAUUCGCGAGUACCGCUUCACAACGAGGAAGCGUAUCAACACGGAAUACACUUCCAAGCCAAGUAUGUUGGCAGCCUGGAUGUCCCAAGACCCAACAGUCGCAUGGAGAUUGUUGCUGCUAUGAGAAGAAUCAGGUACGAGUUCAAGGCAAAGAGCGUGAAGAAGAAGAAAGUGAGCAUAGGGGUUUCUGUAGACGGGGUCAAAGUGGUGCUGCGCAAGAAACCCAAGAGGAAAGAGUGGACGUGGGAUGAGAGCAAGAUGCUGGUUAUGCACGACCCCAUAUACAGGAUCUUCUAUGUAUCCCAUGAUUCUCAGGAUCUGAAGAUAUUCAGCUACAUUGCUCGUGAUGGAUCCAGCAACUUGUUUAGAUGCAAUGUGUUCAAGUCCAAAAAGAAGAGUCAGGCCAUGCGGAUAGUGCGGACAGUCGGUCAGGCGUUUGAGGUGUGCCAUAAGCUGAGUCUGCAGCACGCUGAGCAGAAUUCAGAUGAGCAGCCAGACGGCCCUGCAGACGGCCAAAGCGAUCAGUCUGGAGAAGAGCCCAGCCCUGAAGGUCGUCAGCUGACAGGGAUGGAACAGGGAAUGGAGGAUGUCACCGGAAUGGAGUCUCAUUCCCCAAAGCUCAGUGAGCAGGCUAUGGAUGACAUUCUUCAGAGCCUGUCAGAGCUCAACAUGGUGAAACCUGGACAAACCCAUCAGUCUUUACAAGACCUGGAGGGUGUCUCUCUCUACACGCUAUCCCCCAGCAGCCCUUGCUCUCCUACUCUCACACCUUUGGCCAGCCAUCACCACCUGCAGUUACUCCAACAACAGCUGCUACAGCAGCAACAACAAACCCAGAUCGCUGUAGCACAGGUGCAACUCCUAAAGGAUCAGCUGGCCGCGGAGACGGCUGCCCGCAUGGAGGCGCAGGCCAGAACUCACCAGCUGCUGCUGCAGAACCGAGACUUACUGCAACAUACAUCUCUGCUGGUGAAACACCUCAGCCAACUGGAGGUCAGAGUCAGUGGAGCCACAGAGAAAGAAGAAUCAAUUUGGAGUAGUCUGCCCACUCGUUCUCUCUCUCUCAACCUGAAGAACCUCUACACUCCUCACUCAGACCAGCCCGUCACCUCCACUCCAGCAGGACAGCCAGAAAACCCUCCCGUCUCCUUCCACGCUGAGUCCUACCUCAAUCUGCUCAAUCCAGCAAAUGCAAGGAGUGAUGCUGGAGUGGAUGCAGCGAGAAAGGAAGUUGCUAAGCUAGAAACUCGGAAUUCAACUGCACUUGAUGAGAGGUAUAAACAAACCAUUCCUAAACUGGACCCACCUCCUCAGCCCCUGAACCGCAAGCGGUCGAACAGGACUCUCUCUCCGGGUGUAGAGGCAGAGUCAAGAUCUUCAGCUGUAGCCACACCUGUAAAUGGGAACGCAUUCACAAACGUGAGCGGUAGCUCCUCGUUUCCUGACAUCGCGCUAUGUUCCGUUUCUCCGGGGGAUUUCUAUUCUCACACCAACGGCAACAGCGUGUCAUGUUCAACCAGCGAGGAUUCUGGCGUGCGCUCCAAUGACAAAUCCCUUGUAUCCCCCCAAUCCAGAGACGACCCCUCUGAUGACCAGAGCUCUGCGUUCAUCUCCACAUCCAGUACCUGUAGCAGCUUACCUGAGGAUCAUCCAGCUGUGGAUGGUGGGACCACACCGCUGGGCUAUGAGCAAACCAUCCCAUUCUCUUCACCUAUGAAUGACACCUGCCUUCAUAUAAGCCUGAGUGAAGAUGAGUUUCUGGAGGACGGCACCUAUAAUGUCACCACCCCAUGCAGGAGUUAGAGUCUCACACCAAAUCCGAGGGAAAUCACAAUAAUAAUGACUUUCACAGUGUUGAGAAACUCCACAGAACAAAAACAGAAUAAAGAAAGGAGGAUUUUUUUUGUAUCCUAAUAUCAUAUUUUUCUUUACCUACAAUGCCCUAAAAUGAUUUCAUCUAUAAGAUUUGCUGAAAGAAGAUUUAGUAUGAUACAUAGACUACUAUUGACAGAUGGAUAGUGUAUUUUUUAGACUGAAAAUAAAUAGUUAUUUUUAGCCAAUAAACAAGCAACGAAUGAA
Molecule: messenger RNA, 2520 nt
Organism: Rhinichthys klamathensis goyatoka
Lineage: Eukaryota; Metazoa; Chordata; Actinopteri; Cypriniformes; Leuciscidae
Product: carboxyl-terminal PDZ ligand of neuronal nitric oxide synthase protein
Exons: 11
Coding region: 394-2244 (616 amino acids)
Molecular function (GO): nitric-oxide synthase binding
Source: RefSeq, a predicted model, not a curated record